AAACGAGCAAGCCCCGAGCACCGACUUGACUUGUUCGUCGGCCACUUUUUAAAAUCCAAAAAAGAAAUUCAUUUUUUUUCUUCUUUACUACUUUCUCUGUUCCCCUCGCCGUCGCCGCCACCGCCACCGUGACCGGCAAGUGACCUCCGCCCCUCGCCGCGGCUCGCCGCCCGGCCGCCGCCAGGUUGCCUCGGAUGCGUGGAGGUCUGGUCGCCUCUGCGCGGCUACUCCCUCGCCCUCUCGUCCGGUGGUUUCUCCAGCGACGAGCUCAGCAGGUAGGAAUUAGGGGGUGCGUGUUUUCCGGCCCUUCUCUCUCCGCGCCACGCUUCUUGUUCCCGAUCUGAUUUGCUGUAGUCCGUAGAUUAGAUUGAAAAUUUCUCGCAGGAUGUGAGAAUCGUCGAUGUUUAACUACUGCUUUGCUUAUUUAGUUCUAAGUUCUAACCUACUAGGGGGGAGAGGUUUACUAAAACCCUCGAACGAAGUCUUUAGUGGUCUUCGGGGAUUGGUGUACUGUUGUUGGCAGGAAAUUGGUGGGAUAAUCUCUUGCGCCGUGAGCUAAAUUCAAUAUUUGGACCAAACCAACACAUCUGUGCACCAUGAAAGGGUCUGGACUUCAUGAUCAACCUAGAAUUGGAUAGUUCUUACUUUGUGGUCUGCUAUGCAUGUGCAAUGUUGAAUACAUUUGCACUAUUGCUUUAUACUUCUGAAUGAUGCAUAUUUCUUGGUUCUAUUGCAAAAUACUUAUGCACCAACUUGAUGUUUAGUCUGAAUCAUGGGGGUAUUCUUGUAGCCAUGAGCACAGCCAUGGAUGAUCCAGACGUCCUUACUGAAAAGAAGGAUAUUAAUGAGAACAUGUUGGGUGGCAAGAAAGUUAAAAUUAUAUUUGUUCUAGGUGGUCCUGGAAGUGGAAAAGGAACUCAGUGCAGCAAUAUUGUAGAGCAUUUUGGUUUUAUCCAUCUUAGCGCUGGUGAACUCUUGCGUGCAGAAAUCAAUUCUGGUUCAGAGAACGGAACCAUGAUUGACACUAUCAUAACGGAAGGGAAAAUCGUCCCAUCUGAGAUAACCAUAAAGCUUUUGCAAGAAGCCAUAAUAAAAGGUGGAAAUGACAAGUAUAUCAUUGAUGGAUUUCCACGGAACGAAGAGAAUCGUGUUGUAUUUGAGAGUGUUACCUUGGUUACUUACUUCCAACUGCUUCAGAUAAGCAUAUCUCCUGAAUUUGUUCUAUUUUUCGAUUGUUCUGAGGAAGAAAUGGAAAGGCGCCUUUUGGGUCGCAACCAGGGAAGAAGUGAUGAUAACAUUGAGACUAUCAGGAAAAGAUUGAAAGUUUUUGUAGAAUCCAGCUUGCCUGUCAUUGAGUAUUAUGAGUCAAAAGGCAUGGUUAAGAAGGUGUGUACAUUUGUAAUGGUUAUGCAUGCUUCUUGCAGUACAGUUUAUUCUCCCUACCGGAUUUAUAGACUUGUCAUCAUUUAAGAUAAUCACACAAUAUCAUAUAGUAAACUGCUGUAUGGUUCAGGGUCAAAACUUGAAAUUCACAGUACACAUGGAAUAAAGCAUGGUUUACUCUGAUCUCGUUUUGUGCACUGCAAUCAGCCAGUGAUGCACAACAUAUCAUAUCCUUAGCAGGGACCAUGGGGAAAAAUAAAACCCUUGAGUAGAGCACACAUAUUUGUGAGCUGAUUGGAUGUUUUCUUAAGUCUGAUAUAUGUAGAUUGUCAUUUUCAGGGUAUGUUAAUUGAUCGUUUGUGAUUGAAUUAACAUAUGGCCUCUAUCCUUUCUCAUCACUUGAUUCAUUACUCGAUUAAGUUGUUGCAUUGUGCAAAUGCUAUGUCAGAAAGUGUACAAUAAAGGCCCUGAAACUCCACAUAUAGCAACAAAUUUGCGCUGCAUGAUUAGAGUCCCAUUGCCACAAAGAAAUAUGAUAUUCAGUUCAGCAAACAGGGGAAGGUUAAGUAAGUGCAAGAACUUUGUGUUAAAAUGGUAUCUGUCAGUUGGAGACUACUUCGAUCACCAUCAUCAGAUAUGGCCAUAUUUUUGUGCACGUGCUCUAUCAGUUUCUGGUUGGUAUGUUUUGUCAACGCAUGCGCUUUUAUUACCUCCAGCUAAUCCAUUGUUUGAUCAGAUUGAUGCGACAAAACCAGCCCCUGAGGUGUUUGAAGAUGUGAAAGCCAUCUUUACCCAUAUGGCUUGAAGUCUGCUUAGAUUCAUCAGAAAGGAUGGCAAACGGAUGAAGUUCACAAUGUGUCUCAGAAAAGCAUGUACGCAUGCAGACUAUCUCUGCCUUUAACACCGAAAGCUCAUGUGCUGCCGACAUGUCACUAGAUAAUCCUUUGCCUGAAAUAAGUAGAUCUGUUUCUUGUUCGUGCUGGGGAGCCGGAGCACAUGCCUAGUGUUUUUGUGCACUCGUCGUUGCCCUGUGCACUUCCAUCAGUUCUUAAACUGAAACUGAUGUCACAUUCUCUGUGAACAACAAAUGAUCUCUGACCUAGUUUCCUGAUUUUGAUAUUGAGGGUGGGAGUCAGCAGCUUGCUGAUGCGAUCAUGGACGAGUCUCCCGUAGUCUGUAACCUUCUGUUGUUACUGUGUUUUUCUCUGAAAACUGGCCUUCCAAUGAUCGACUGGCAUGUUGCGUGUGAUUGUGUAUGGAUCAAUGGAGCCAGGCAGCCAGCAAAUGCUUGGUCCCCUGAAUUAUGUAGCUUUUGUUGUUCUUGUGUCA
Molecule: messenger RNA, 2712 nt
Organism: Oryza sativa Japonica Group (Japanese rice)
Lineage: Eukaryota; Viridiplantae; Streptophyta; Magnoliopsida; Poales; Poaceae
Source: RefSeq, a predicted model, not a curated record